CAAGUGGGCUGCGGAGUCUCUCCCUGCCCCCUCAGCCCCUGGUAGCUCCAUUUAUGAUGUCACAGUUGUGAGGUCACACUGUGCGGGGCUGGGUCCCUGUGAAGUGAAGGCUGGCUGCCCUGCCCCAUGGCAUUUUGAGUCACAACCUCGUGCCUGUAAGGAGCUCGCCGUGUCCUGCUGGCUGUGGGCCUGUGGCAGGCGCUCUCCUCCUGGCAAUUGGUUUGAGGCUCUCGCCCAAGUGGUCUCCCCUGGACAGGCAAUAGUCCUGCAGCAGGAGGAAGACACACAAGCUUGCAGGAGACAUUAAUUUCUCCCCAAUACAAGGAGGAGAAAGGCUCCUGCAAGGCUUCAAGACGCUGACCUGUCAAGCAGGUCAGCUUGUGGAAGUAUGGAGGGCAGGUGUGCGGCUGGGCCCACUCAGGUGCUGAGGAACAGGUGCACCCUCUCUCAGGAGGACCGUGGCACCAGCUGGAAAGGGCCACCACGCUGCAAAUGCAGUGCUGGAGAAAAUGAAGCGUUGGUCUUCAGCAUUGCUUAUCGCCUGGCAGCAGCCGUGCUCUCCCUCCAGAGAUGCAUCAACACAGGCAUCUCCAUUCUGAAAGAGGUGGUCACCCUGAAAAUGGAAAGGGACUCCACAAUCCUCAUUGUGAUGAGCCUAUCUGUUUUCAUCGGCGCCUGCUGUGGGACCUCACUCCUCAUGUGGACAGCGCGGGCAAUGAAUGUGCAACAGGUGCCACCGGGGCUGUCUGAAGCUGAGAUUAAUUCCCUGCGGAACACACUCGCUCUGUGGAGGGAACAAGCCCAAGAGAUGCAAGAGCUGAGGGAUAAGACAGCACGCCUGGCUGCAGAGAUCAGUACUAUGACAAAGGAAUUUCAGCAAAUGACAGAUGCGAUGUCUGCAAACAUGGGCAUGUCUGACUGGGCUCUGAAAAUGCCAGGGGCUGCCAUCGACCUGCAGAAAUCACCCAGCAGCGGUACAGGAUUCUGCAGAGUGUUUUGGUUCCUGUGUGCUCCACCACGUCUGGAUAGCUUUGUGCAGCCGGACACAUCCCCAGGAUACUGCUGGCCUUUCCGAGGGUCUCGGAGUGAGGUGUUAAUCCGGUUGCCCACACAAAUACAACCAACAGCUGUUGUCAUACAACACACCUCAAAGGCAGCCAUUCCACUAGAGACUGUCAGCAGUGCCCCCCGAGAUAUCACCGUCUAUGGACUGGACAAGGAAGGGGAGGAGGAAACUCUGCUGGGGAGAUUCACCUACACUGUGAAGAGAGAGCCACCACAGACCUUUCCUCUGCAGAAUGGGAUCCCCAGGGCCUUUCAGUUUUUGAAACUUGUCGUACAGAGCAACUGGGGAAAACCCGGUUACACCUGCAUUUACCGAGUGUGGGUGCACGGGAAGAUCGUGGAAUCAAAUGCCACCGGACAGACACAGGUGAAGGCCUUUCCCCAAUGA
Molecule: messenger RNA, 1453 nt
Organism: Columba livia (rock pigeon)
Lineage: Eukaryota; Metazoa; Chordata; Aves; Columbiformes; Columbidae
Product: sperm-associated antigen 4 protein
Exons: 12
Coding region: 389-1453 (354 amino acids)
Cellular component (GO): meiotic nuclear membrane microtubule tethering complex; nuclear envelope
Molecular function (GO): protein-membrane adaptor activity
Source: RefSeq, a predicted model, not a curated record